This is a messenger RNA of Cryptotermes secundus, 1241 nucleotides long. RefSeq names its product zinc finger Ran-binding domain-containing protein 2. The record is from RefSeq and is a predicted model, not a curated record. NCBI's taxonomy places the organism in Eukaryota, Metazoa, Arthropoda, Insecta, Blattodea, Kalotermitidae. The transcript is spliced from 8 exons. The coding region runs from base 249 to 1034 and encodes 261 amino acids. Gene Ontology annotation, molecular function: RNA binding; lipopolysaccharide binding. Gene Ontology annotation, biological process: RNA processing.
CAUCCGAAGGCCACUUCUCGACCAAUUGAUGGGGACGGCAGAAAAAUACGUUACGAUCGGUUAAAAUUUCAGUGUUGUUUAGGUGCGCAAUCCGUGGGAAAAAAAAAAAAAAUUGAAGAAAGCUGGGAAGGAGUUCACUUUAUAAAUAUCGGUGUUUUUGGUGUCGUGUUUAUUAGAUUCCCGAAGAAGUUCAUAGACAUGUGUUCUUUUUAAAAAAUUAGCGACUUUAGGGAUAAAUAUCGGCUGCUAUGGAGCCAGCAUCAGGCAGUAGUCGCUUUCGAAUAAGUGAAGGCGACUGGAUUUGUAGCGAUCCACAGUGCGGAAAUGUUAACUUUGCGCGUAGGGACACCUGUAAUAGGUGUGACAAAGAAAAAGGUGAUUCCCCAAAAAAGAAGAAACUGGGGCAGGAAAUUGGUAAAGCAGCAGCAGAAAAGAGCCGUGGGUUGUUUAGUGCAGAUGACUGGCAAUGUAACAAGUGUGGGAAUGUGAACUGGGCACGUCGCCAGUCUUGCAAUAUGUGUAAUGCCCCAAAAUAUGGAGAAGUAGAAGAGAGGACAGGUUAUGGUGGUGGGUACAAUGAUCGUGGUGUGGUGGAAUACAUCGAGCGCCAGGAUUCUGAUGAUGAAUAUGACGAGUUUGGACGAAGAAAGAAAAAGAAGAAGGAUUCCACUGAAGAGAAAAAGUCUUCAGGCAAAACAAAUGUGGAUGACAACGAGGAUGAGGAAGAGGAAGAUGAUGACGACGAUGAUGAUGAUGGUGACCUUUCAAAGUAUGACCUCAGUGGCUGGGGAGAUGAUGAUGAUGAUAACACAAGCAAGGAAACAAAUAAUGAAAGUAAAGAGAAAGACCGCAAAGGAAGAAAUGAAAUGAGGCAACAGUCAAAGUCUCGAUCCCGGUCCCGUUCACCCUCUCACAGACGUUCGAGAAACAACCAUUCAGAUUCUAGGUCAUCAAGUAGCAAGUCCCGUUCGAGCUCUCCAACAGCAAACUCAAACAGGCACCAGAAUUACAGGUCCAGGAAGGAUCAACACUGAAGAUUGCUGGCUCUUAUUACAGCAACAACUGCAGAUGAAAUGCAAGAUUUUCAGUUAUGUCAAAUUCAUUGUCUGAGGGCUGUGUGGGUACCUUCUGUCAUCUGGUGUGUCAUUAUCAUGACAUGGAGAGGGUCUAAAUCUAUCUGUAGCUAAAAGUUCAGUUGUUGAGGAACAGUUUUCUGUAUCACAUACACAGGAUCUCUCAUG